CGCUUCCCGGCAUGGUAACCUGCCCACCCUUUUUUAAAAUGAAAAUGCUGUAAAUGGCCUUAAGGCCCUGCGAUUUCACCACAAUCUCUCUUCAUCACCGCCACCACCGCCAGCAUCUCUCCCUCCUCUUCCGCUCAACCGCGGAAGCAACCGCAGCAGCCGCAUCCACCACUACACAACUCUUUCCUCCAUUAUUUGUUUCCUCUCAUCGAAGGAACCCUCAUUUCCUUCCAAUCUCCUUCCUCCGUGAAAUCUCGUCGACUUCGGCUCUCUCUUACCAAACACAAAAGCGAGAGCAGCUUCUCAGGGAGCUGAGGAGAGCGGAAAAGAUGGCGCAGAAGAUCGCAAAAUCGGUAAGGCGCCCGGGCGCCCCUUCCAAAGCUAGGGUUUACACCGAUGUCAAUGUCAUCCGCCCCAAGGACUACUGGGAUUAUGAGACUCUCACCGUCCAGUGGGGGGAGCAGGAUGAUUAUGAGGUGGUGAGGAAGGUAGGGAGGGGGAAAUACAGUGAGGUGUUCGAGGGAGUUCACUGCAAUGAUACUCAGAAAUGUGUUAUCAAGAUUCUCAAACCAGUGAAGAAGAAGAAGAUUAAGAGGGAGAUUAAAAUAUUGCAGAACCUCUGUGGCGGUCCAAAUAUUGUGAAGUUGCUUGAUAUUGUCAGAGAUCAGCAAUCAAAGACCCCAAGUUUUAUUUUUGAAUACGUGAAUAAUACAGACUUUAAAGUGCUUUAUCCAACAUUAACCGACUAUGACAUUAGAUACUAUAUCUAUGAACUUCUGAAGGCACUGGAUUAUUGCCACUCACAGGGUAUCAUGCAUCGAGAUGUAAAGCCCCAUAAUGUGAUGAUAGAUCAUGAACAGCGGAUACUUCGUCUUAUUGAUUGGGGCCUUGCAGAGUUCUAUCAUCCUGGGAAAGAAUAUAAUGUCCGUGUCGCUUCAAGAUACUUUAAAGGUCCUGAGCUUCUUGUUGAUUUGCAAGACUAUGAUUACUCUUUGGAUUUGUGGAGCGUUGGUUGCAUGUUUGCUGGAAUGAUAUUUCGCAAGGAGCCAUUCUUCUAUGGACAUGAUAAUUAUGAUCAGCUGGUCAAAAUAGCCAAGGUUCUUGGGACAGAUGAAUUGUAUGCGUAUUUGAAUAAGUAUCGAAUAGAAUUGGAUCCAAAUCUGGCAGCCCAUGUUGGGAGGCAUAGCCGGAAACCCUGGUCAAAGUUCAUCAAUGUUGAUAAUCAGUAUUUAGCAGUACCUGAGGCUGUUGAUUUCCUUGAUAAGUUGCUGCAAUAUGAUCACCAAGAAAGGCUAACUGCAAAAGAAGCAAUGGCCCAUCCUUAUUUCUACCCAAUUAGGAAUGCAGAAAGCAGCAGAACACGCACCUAGCAAAGCAACACCAGGAUGCUGUCAAGGAACAAGCAGCAUCUUGUGUUUGGUCAGUGGCUGCUUCCAAUAUUUGUCAAAGAAUUUUUUUUUUUUUUCCCUCUAGUGAUCAACCUUCUUGCUAGAGGCCUUGCAUGUCUUUUCUUUCAUAGAACAGUCAAAUUUUCUUUUUCUUUGGCAAAUUGAGGUUUCUUUUGACUUCAAUAUUGAUUAUUUCGCAUGCUUUUAAUUGAUGAAUGAAUUAUGGAUGUGAUCUCAGUGUGCUUCAAGUGUUUAGCUAUUGUUGGGAUUAAACACUGAUCUUAACC
Messenger RNA from Rubroshorea leprosula, 1675 nucleotides. The record is from the annotation of a GenBank genome assembly. NCBI's taxonomy places the organism in Eukaryota, Viridiplantae, Streptophyta, Magnoliopsida, Malvales, Dipterocarpaceae.